AUGUCUUCUUCUAGCACAUGGACUUUUGAGGAGAACAAAAAAUUAGAAGAAGCUCUUGCUAUUUUUGAAGAGGCCACCCCAGAUCGUUGGGAAAAAAUUGCUGAGUAUGUUGGUGGAAAAACACCAGAAGAAGUGAAAAAUCACUGUGAAGAACUUGAGGAGGACACCACAUGGACUUUUGAGGAGGACAAAGCUUUUGAAGAAGCUCUUGCUGAUUUUGAUGAGGACACGCAUGAUCGUUGGGUAAAAAUUGCUCAACGUAUUGGUAGCAAAACACCAGAAGAAGUGAAGAAGCACUAUGACGACCUUGAGGAGGACAUGGCGCAUAUUGACUCAGAUGACAUCGAUAUCGAUUACCCGAAUUGGGAUUGA
This is a messenger RNA of Lotus japonicus, 372 nucleotides long. RefSeq names its product transcription factor RADIALIS-like. The record is from RefSeq and is a predicted model, not a curated record. Bases 1 to 372 code for a protein of 123 amino acids. Gene Ontology annotation, molecular function: DNA-binding transcription factor activity. NCBI's taxonomy places the organism in Eukaryota, Viridiplantae, Streptophyta, Magnoliopsida, Fabales, Fabaceae. The transcript has a single exon.